Acanthoscelides obtectus is the source of this 525-nucleotide messenger RNA. The record is from the annotation of a GenBank genome assembly. Lineage: Eukaryota; Metazoa; Arthropoda; Insecta; Coleoptera; Chrysomelidae.
AUGCCAAAAAAGCAUUCAUAUGAUGCAAAUUUGAUGGAAUUAGCAAUACAGGAAGUUAAAAAUAGUAACAUGCCUUACAGGGCUGCUGCUAAUAAAUAUGGGAUCCUAAAAUCCACAUUAGAAAUCAAAAUAAAAAAUCCAGGUCAUAAAAAUAUAUGCGGCCCAUCUCCAGUACUUUCGACGAAAGAAGAAUAUGAACUUGUUGAGUGGAUAAAAGAGCUAGCGUCCCGUGGAUUUCCGAGAAAAGAGGAUGACAUAAUGCAUAGCCUCCAAAAAUUUUUAAUAGCAAAUCCUCGCCCUAAUCCAUUCAACAACAAUAGACCAGGAGAGUGUUGGUUCAAAGCAUUUCUAAAAAGACAGCCAUCUAUUAGACAACGAACAAGCGAACCAGUUAGUGCAGCAAGUGCUUGUGUGGCAGAAAAGGACAUACGGAAUUGGUUCACCGAUUUAAAAAUGUACCUGGAUUCAAAGAAUAUUAGCAUGGAAGAUCCCUCCAGAGUCUACAAUUGCGACGAAUACGGGUAA